AUGGAGAAGCUAAACACUGAAGAUGGACAACUCUUCAUCAAGAACCUUGCCAGCUUCGUCCGCACGCACGAAAAGGCGCUUGCAAACGCUUUGCAGCUCCGCCGCCAGUCCAAGAAUGUCGUAACCCCACAAUCGCCCACCAGUUCUUCGAGCGCUGGCGCCUCCUUUUCCUCUACCUCCCUGACUCUGGCGGCAGCAUUGUCCUUUGGCGCAUUGAAAUUUACCUCGCAAAACAUCAAGCCCGCCAAACUCACCCUGACCCCUCACCACCUCUUCUACCUCCUGUCGCGCUUCGAGGACCUGUCCAUUGCGGUUGGCCCGAUGAAUGUGCGGCUCGAGAACAUCCAUACCGAAGUCUCCCAGUCUUAUGUCUCCUUCUUGAACAAACCACAGCGGUCCAAGGGCGAUGGAGCGUCGAUCCACUCCGUCUCUAGCGUUCGUAGUGUCAUGUCUGGCAUGAGCGGCCUCUGGUCCUCCUUCGGCCUUGGAUCCAAGGACUCGAUUUCCAAGUCUGACAAGGCCAAGGUCGCACUGGAAGCAGAUCUGAAGUACCUGUACUCGGCCUUCACCAAGAUCCCCUGCCUGCGCCUGGCCCCGGACCACCGCGCACGCUUGAUCCGUGGUUAUGAAGAGUUUCCAUUCGAUACGGCUGUGCCGCUCCAUUCCUUCAAAAACUUGAGCGCUUUAGAGAUUAUUGACAUAGAUUACCGCUCCUUCUAUGGCUGGGACCGUCUGUCCGAGCAGCUGCGCACCUUGACCGUCAAGCGGGCUCAUUUGGAUGACCCGGCUGAUCUGUUGACGAGGAUCGUGCUGGACGACAUCGACAAGCGUCGCCGUCGUUCGGCCAAGUCUCAACAGUCCCCGCCGCUGGGUUGGACCGGCGGCUCGGGCACACAGCCAGUUCAUACCCCUGACCAUACCUCCAUCUCGGCGCCUGGCUCUCCCAUUGCUGAGACUGCGCUUGCUAGUAGCACCAGUCCCAAGUCUGUCCCCAUGAUGCGAGCCGGUUCCGAGGGGACAAAGAUCCGCGCUCGGGCGGAGAGUAUCUCGCCUACUCGGCCGUCCACGAAGCAUAGUCACCGUCACAGCCGCGGUCAAUCUGCAAGGAUUCGUCGCACCGGGUCCGGUAGCUCGAACUCGAGCGAUACAUCCGGUGGCUAUCGGACUGGCGGCUCGGCGACUCUUCUGCCUGGUGUUCUCCCUCCUUCGAAAUGGCGGUUCUUGCGACACCUGGGGCUUCCGGAAAACUCGUUGACCUCCAUCUCGGCUGCCAGUCUUGCUCCCGUGGCCAAUACUCUCAACUCCCUCGAUCUGUCGUCAAACCUCUUGACUGAGAUUCCCGACAGCUUGGCAUCGCUCAUGGCUCUGCGUGCGCUCAACUUGUCCCACUGUAUGAUAGAUUCCUUGCACUCCCUGACGCGCAACCCGCUCCCUGCGAUCACUGCUCUCAACCUUCGUGGCAACCGACUUCGCUCACUCGCUGGUAUCGAACGUCUCCUUUCCCUGGAGCGCCUGGAUCUCCGCGAUAACAACCUCAUGGACCCGACGGAAAUGGCACGACUCACCAGUCUCCCUGAGAUACGGGAGAUUUGGGUGUCCGGAAACCCGUUCGUAAAGACUCACUCCGGCUACCGCGUCAUCAUCAUGAAUCUCUUCCGUCGCACUCCUGGCUACGCCGAGGACAUAAUUGUCGAUGGUCGUGGACCCGGCUAUACCGAGCGCAAGCAACUGGUGGACCGUGUGGCUGAGCCCGAGGGUGCUCCAGUAGUUCGCUCGAGUGCGGCAGACCAGUCGGUCAUCGUGCACAAGCCCACCGGUGCCAUGGUAUCCCAGGAAACUCCCCCACCGGUGCCCCCAAAGGAUGAGAUGGACAUUCAUCCAAAGAGUGGUCAGCAGCAGGAGACCGAAGGUGGGACCAACCGUCGGAAGAAGAUCCAGCGGCGCCGCAUCGUCGACCUCUCCACUGACAAUCCAUUCACUACCGAUGGCCUAGGAGUCCCUGGGCCAACCAUGCCGGCAGUCCUCCCGAUGCAGCAGCUGGACAGUCCGAUCAACACUCCUGUCGUGCUUCCAUAUGAACAUCAAUUACGGCUCGACAGCGGCACUCCAUCAGGGUCAUCCAGCAUUCAAAGCCCGGUCAAGCAUGUGCACUCCCUAAGCCCCCAGGCUGCGGUGGUUCCACCAACCCCGAGCAAAGACUGGACCUUGGAUGAGGAACUCUGCCGGCAACAGUUGGAAGACUUGCGGCAGGAAGUGGGACAUAGCUGGAUCAGUGUACUGGGAGACCAUCCCUGGGACAAUGCGCAGAAAACCUUUGCUGCGCAUCAUCUGGCGGGGGCUGGGCUGGAUCACGCAACCCUUCCGACAGCGCCCCUUGUCUGUGCAAAUAGCCAUGCUAUCUUGAGUGGAGGCCAUGUGUUGGGUGGUUGA
Penicillium daleae is the source of this 2430-nucleotide messenger RNA. Its product is annotated as leucine-rich repeat domain-containing protein. The transcript is spliced from 2 exons. Gene Ontology annotation, molecular function: protein kinase binding. The coding region runs from base 1 to 2430 and encodes 809 amino acids. Gene Ontology annotation, cellular component: cytoplasm. NCBI's taxonomy places the organism in Eukaryota, Fungi, Ascomycota, Eurotiomycetes, Eurotiales, Aspergillaceae. The record is from RefSeq and is a predicted model, not a curated record.